Messenger RNA from Micromonas pusilla CCMP1545, 1220 nucleotides. RefSeq lists its product as uncharacterized. The transcript has a single exon. Gene Ontology annotation, biological process: NADH dehydrogenase complex assembly. The record is from RefSeq and is a predicted model, not a curated record. The coding region runs from base 1 to 1026 and encodes 341 amino acids. Lineage: Eukaryota; Viridiplantae; Chlorophyta; Mamiellophyceae; Mamiellales; Mamiellaceae.
AUGACGUCGGUCUCGGACGACGCGACGAAAACCACGACGCCCCCGACGCGUCCUCCUUCCCCACCCGACACUUCAGCACGCGCGCGCGGCACGAUGCACUCGCUCGCGUCGACCGCUCUCCACGCGCGCGUUGUCCCGCCCGCCACCGCGUCGCUCCGACGACGGGCCGCGCGCGUCGCCGUCCGAGGCGCGCGCGCGGACAGAAAAAACAGAACGAUGGGGAACGCCGUCGUCGCGAUGGCGUCGUGGUGGGAGAACGCGCCGUUCCUUCCGAAAGAAGCGAAGCAGGCGGCGAAAGAGAACGAGUACUUCAACGGCAUCCCGUUCCCGAUCCCGCUGCCGUUCGUGAGCAAGCCAAAGGCGAAGACGCCCGGGCGCGCUGACCCCGCGGCGCCGGACAAGCGAUACGUGCUGUUCGACUUCUCCGAGGGAUCGGACGACGCGAAACCGGAGCGGUUCGACCGCGUCUGGGGCGCCCUGAACGACGUCGUCAUGGGCGGCAAGUCCGAGGCCGCGGCGUCGAUCGUGACCAUCCCGAGCGCGGAGGGCGGCAAGUGCGCGAAGCUCAGCGGCGUCGUCGAGGGCGACGGCGGCGGAUUCGUCAGCGCGCGGACGCGAAACUUCGUCUCGCCGGUGGACGUGUCGAGCUACGACGGCGUGCAGCUGCGGGUCCGCGGCGACGGGCGGCGGUACAAGCUCAUCCUCCGCGACACCGAGGACUUCUUCGCGCUGUCGUACAGCGCCGGGUUCGACACGAUCGAGGGGGAGUGGAUCGACGUCGAGCUCCCGUUUGAAGAUUUCGCGCCGGCGAUGCGAGGGAAUGAGGUGGCGCGCGGCGACAGCGACUACCGCGACUUGCGCGCGGACCGCGUGCGCUCGCUUCAGGUGAUGCUGUCGAAGUACGGCAAGGGGAUGGGGGAGCUGAACCCGACGUUCGCGUCCGGGCCGUUCGCGAUCGAGAUCAGGGAGAUCGCCGCGUUUAAGAAGGACGUCGCGUUGGCCGCGACGGCGACGGCGGCGGCGUGAGGCGAGAGGCGGCGGACGAGACUCGGCGGCGGACGAGACUCGGCGGACGGAGACCGCGGCGGCGCCCGCGCGGGGACGCCGCGGGUGAGAACGACGAACGAUACGACGCGCGCGCGUCGUGGCGACGCCGCGGAACGAACGAGAGAAGGAAGAAUGAAUGAGACGACGUGUAAGAACAGAUACGCAUGUACGCU